This is a messenger RNA of Volvox carteri f. nagariensis, 1063 nucleotides long. RefSeq lists its product as uncharacterized. The transcript has 4 exons. The record is from RefSeq and is a predicted model, not a curated record. Lineage: Eukaryota; Viridiplantae; Chlorophyta; Chlorophyceae; Chlamydomonadales; Volvocaceae. Bases 51 to 527 code for a protein of 158 amino acids.
UAUUUUAUAACGCUGUGGCUGAGGCUUAACUUGUGAUUAUCUGGUUCAUUAUGCAAUUCAUGCUUCGUUUCGGUACAUCGGCACAUCGUCUUCACAGUCAGCAACCUGUAUUGCCCUGGAAGCAAAUUUAUUCCGUUCCUCCACGAACUUCAUAUAGAAAAAGUCGUUUGAUUGCAGCUCACGGACAAGCACCACAGGAACCGAAACCAACCCGCAAUGAUGAAGACCAUAGGCGCCUUACGUCAGCAAUCCUCCGCUCCGCUGCGGCCACCUGGUCCCGGCUGGACACCCCUCAGCGCCUCUACACGGUAGUCGCAGCUGGCGCCGUGCUGCUGGCCGCACCCCAGCUUUUGACCCUGCUGCUCAUCAGCGCUGAGCGGCUGCUGGUGGGGGCCUUGCUGGUGGUGGAGGAGGUGCUGGGGGGGGCCUUGCUGGCGGGAACAAGGCUGAUCGCGCUGUCCGGCGUCCUGGCACUGGUGGCGGUUCAGGUGGUUCAGUACGAACACCUAGGGGCUCACAAGAGGUGAGGGCACUAGGAGGACAUCGCGCCCUGGGCUGGUGUAAUGACGCGCGCGGUGGAGGUUCAGCGCCAGAUAUCGUACAUGAAUUCGUGCAUUUAAUGAAUACCUUAGUUAAUUUUAAGAUGUUAGAAUGUCCUGAUGCGUUAAAUCUCUCCGUCUGUAUCCCUUUUAAAUGUUUCGUGAACACGGGUGUCUUACGUACGGUGUCCUACAUACGACCGCUUUGUAAGGAAUGAUACGGCACUUCCGUACGUGUGUGUACGUUUGUGACACUUCCGUACGUGUGUAUGUAUACAAGAAUUGACCAGCCUAAUCAAUUGUGCCAUUGCGAGCUCCGCCUUUGGGACUUCCCCGUCCCAAGGGAUAUGUGCUCUCGGAUUUUAAUCCCUUGUUUUGCAGUUAUACCUACUUAUAUAUUUGCAUUUGCGUGGAGUCGUGGAUCCGCAUUAGGCAUUAGGCCGCUGAUAUCACCUCACACCGCUACCGGAGUCUACUGGAUUCUACAGCAGCAAGCUGUGUUGUCGUGCAAACCUUCCUCCCAU